Messenger RNA from Oncorhynchus masou masou (cherry salmon), 3353 nucleotides. RefSeq names its product methylphosphate capping enzyme b (gene mepceb). Bases 239 to 2476 code for a protein of 745 amino acids. The record is from RefSeq and is a predicted model, not a curated record. Lineage: Eukaryota; Metazoa; Chordata; Actinopteri; Salmoniformes; Salmonidae. Gene Ontology annotation, molecular function: RNA methyltransferase activity; snRNA binding; O-methyltransferase activity. The transcript is spliced from 5 exons. Gene Ontology annotation, biological process: snRNA modification.
AAAUAGCUCAGCUCAAGCAGUUGCAGAAACGGUUCAGAGUUUAGAGAGCGAGAACCUCAGUAGCUUACAUACAUACAUACACACACACACACACACACAUACACACACACAGAUACCUGAUCAGACAGGACGACAAAAAUGUAAUGGUCUGACGCAAACGAUUUUUUUUUCUUCGGAAGGGGUCUUUCAUAUCGAUGCCAUUGGCCGAGGCGCCCGCAGUGUCUCCCACAGGAAAAAGAUGAUCAGGAUGUCAUUGGACAAAGAGACUGUUCUACCGCGUGAUGGGCGGGGCGACGCUGCUGUCCCAGAAGGCCCUGCAUCAGGAGGAGGGGGAGUGGACAGGGUGGGUGGGGUAAUGAUGUCCCCUCACCCUCCCUGUCUGGGACCACCCGGAUUCACCGGAAGUUUGGUUCUAACGGAACAGCCACAUCCCCAUGGCCCCAAAACAAGAAGUACACACCCCCUAAAGACCAAAAACGGCCUUCAGCCCCUCCACAACAACCCCCAGGUCUUCCCUCCAGGACAGCAGCAGCGAAUGGGGAAGCGGCGCUACUCCCUGGGUGGCAGCUUCAAGCACCCGGGCUUCGGGAAACGCCGUCGUCGCGCCAACAGUGACAGUCAAUCAGACCCCGUCCUUCCCUCCAACUUCCUGUUGGGCGGGAACAUUUUUGACCCGCUGAACCUCAAUUCUCUAAUGGAUGAGGAGGUGAGCCGCACACUGAACGCCGAGACGCCCAAGUCCUCGCCCCUACCGGCCCGGGCCAGAGACCCUGUAGAGAUCCUGGUACCGCGUGACAUCACAGACCCCCUGAACCUGAAGAGUGGGGGAGGAGAGGGGGAGGAGGGGGGAGGGGUGCUGGUCUCCCCCAUGAAAAACAGGAAGAGACACCGCAACCGUCACCACGGAGGAGGAGGGGGGGGGGCGCAGCCUGAACCCCCCACACAGGCUGAGGGGUCAAAGGUAGAAGCUGGGGGUGAUUCGGGGACAGGAGGUGAGGUGUUGGCUCUGUUCCCUGCCAGCGUCAGCGUUACUGGUGAGCUAGCUGCAGUACCGGAGGCUCCCAGAGAGGGCCUCUCUGGAAGCACAGUGCCACAGUCUCCUCUGCCCUACGAACUCAACACCACCAUCAACUGUCGGGAUGAGGUAGUUCCGCCCAUUCUGCCCCGGAGACACACCCACCCGCCACUUGGCUCCACCUCUAAACCCCGUCCCCAUGGCGACGGAGGCCAUCGGCAGCGUAAACGGCGGCGUACCACCUCAACGAGAUCUGACCAUUCGUCGGUUACUCCGACCCCCGCCCUCACCACUGCCCCACCCAACACCUUCCACACCCCCCUGGUGCCAGGAUCAGGCCUCAGAGGUCAGAGGUCAGGGUCAGUGGUGGGAGGUCAGCAACAGCCCCAGAGUUCCUUCCGCCACAAACCCCAGAAGAAGAAAAACAGGUUCCAGCACGGCAACUACAGCCGUUAUUACGGCUACCACGGUUACUACGGUUACCGUGAUGGGCAGGUGGGGCGGUUUGAGGACCCUCGUCUGGGCCUGCUUCGACCCGAUUGGUUCAGAGGGAAGACAGUGCUGGACAUUGGCUGCAGCACCGGUCAUCUGACCCUGGCCAUCGCACGCCACUUUAACCCGGCCCACAUCCUAGGUAUUGAUGUGGACGGGCGGCUGGUGCACGCCGCUAGGCAGAACAUUCGCCACUUCCUGUCCGAACGACUCACACAGGAUGCCAGGGGUAGGGAGGAGGGGAUAGGGGAGAGAGGGGGAGAAAGUAAACAGAAAGCAGAGACAGCUGAGCAGAGUGAAGGAAGAACACAGAGCGGAACUAAGAUGGUGUCCGGUACAGCUGAGACGAAGAUGGAGGAGGAGGGCCAGAACGAGGAGUGUAGCGCUCUAGAGGAACUGAAGAGAACCCUGACGUUGCUGUCGCCCUCGAGUGGCCCCCGGGGUGUAGGUCGCCCUCUCCCUCCGUUCCCCCUCUCCUUCAGGGUGUGUCGGGGUCCCAUGGCUGCUCCCCCCCUCUUCCCCCCCUCCACCCUGGCCCACGGAACACCUGGAACAUUCCCCAACAACGUCUCCUUCAUAACGGGGGAUUACAUGGAGGACCGAGAACUAUGUCCCCAUGGUGACGACGUCACCGCAGGAUAUGAUGUCAUCCUGUGUCUGGGCGUGACCAAGUGGGUCCAACUGCACGGUGGCGACGGGGGCGUGGUCAGAAUGUUCAGACAGAUCUAUACACACCUACGACCAGGUGGCAUUCUCCUCCUGGAACCACAACCCUGGAGCUCCUACUGCCGCAGCAAGAACAUCACGGAGACGACGUACAGGAACUACUGCGAUAUCAGACUGAGACCUGACAACUUCUGCUGUUACCUCACCUCUACUGUGGGCUUCACCUGUUACAGACUACUGACUGAUACAGGAUUCCAGAGGCCAAUCUACCUGUUCCACAAAGGCCCCGCCCCCAGGAAGUGACUGGGUCAAGAUAUGACACGUGAGUGCCGAAGCACCGCAGGAAGUGGACCGCUGCUCCAUGGAAACAACCGCCCAGCUGGUAUGAUUGGUGGAACGCUCAAACCGUGAUUGGAUGAGAGGAGCUUCUAAUGACUCAUAACUGAUUGAUCAGUCAGGCAGACUGACAAAACUAUUAAUCAAUGAUUAGUUAGUCAGCCAGACUGACUGACCAAACUAUUAACAGACUGAACUAGAGACUUGUAAACCACACAGUUCACGGCCGGUGGACCCUCCUAUCUCUCUCCCCUCAGUCUACUGUCUACUGAGACGUGGCGUCCUGGUUGAGCCCUCUGCAGAGCCAGUUUCACCCUCUCUGAUUCAACCCCACUGAAUGAACAGGGAGCCUGGAGGAGGAAGUAGAAACUAGAACCACAAGGAGCCAAGCGGGGCCUGAGUGUGUGUCUGCCAGUUCUUCUCCAGUGUGUGUACGCGGAGGCAUGUUAUUAUAUAUAUGUGUGUGUGUUUCUGUGUGUAUGAGGGAGGUUGUAAGUGUGUGUGUGUGUGUGUGUGUUUCUGUGUGUAUGAGGGAGGUUGUAAUUGUGUGUGUGUGUGUUUCUGUGUGUAUGAGGGAGGUUGUAAUUGUGUGUGUGUGUGUGUUUCUGUGUGUAUGAGGGAGGUUGUAAUGUGUGUGUGUGUGUGUGUGUGUAUGAGGGAGUUUGUAAUUGUGUGUGUGUGUGUGUGUGUGUGUCAUUAACAAGCUGAUGUUUCUUUAUAAAAGUGUUCUUCCUAGUGUGUGUUCUGAGAGGUGGGACUUCCUCCCUGCCUAAUGAGGUCAUUUCCUUCCAGACUCAUCCAUGUUUUAAACAGUAACCUGCUACAAUAAACUGUCUUCUUCUGA